Molecule: messenger RNA, 1569 nt
Organism: Ascoidea rubescens DSM 1968
Lineage: Eukaryota; Fungi; Ascomycota; Saccharomycetes; Ascoideales; Ascoideaceae
Product: auxin efflux carrier
Exons: 2
Coding region: 1-1569 (522 amino acids)
Biological process (GO): transmembrane transport
Cellular component (GO): membrane
Source: RefSeq, a predicted model, not a curated record
AUGCCUGAAUCCAUAGCAGUUGGGGAUCUCAUUUGGUGUGCAGUUAAACCGAUUAUUAAAAUCAUAGUUAUAAUGGGAAUUGGUUUUUUAUUAUCAAAAAAAAACAUUCUAACUGUUGAAACAUCAAGAAACUUAACUGAUAUAAUUUUAAUCUUAUAUUUGCCUUGUUUAAUCUUUGAUAAAAUUGUCACAUAUAUCUCAAUAUCAGAUUUAAAAUCAAUUGGUGUUAUUUGUUUAUCGGCGCUAUUUAUCUACUUGACUGGGUUAUUCAUGGGGAUUUUGACAUUAAUCUUGACUCCUGUUCCUAAACAAUGGUAUGGAGGUUUAUUUGCUGCUGCUAUUUUCCCCAAUAUAGCUGAUUUGCCAAUUGCUUAUCUCCAGACUUUAGGUGCUGGAUUGAUCUUUACUGAAGAAGAAGCAAAUAAAGGUAUAGCCCAUGUUUGCAUCUUUUUGGCGACUUUAAUAUUUGUGUUUUUUAAUUUUGGUGGAUUUCGAUUGAUUGAAUUCGAUUUCAGAGAGAAAAACAGCGAUGAUAAAGAAAAAAGCGAUGAUAAAGAAAAAAGCAAAGAUAAGGAGGGAAAAGACAAGAAAUUGAAGGAUACAGAUAUAGAAAACUCGAGUUUUAAUAUUUUUAAUAAAAUUUCUUUAAUAGCUGCAUCAAAAAGCCAGUCAAAUACACUUACCGAUGAAAAUGAAAAUGAAGAUAAAAAUGAAAAUGAAGAUAAAAAUGAAAAUGAUGAAACUCAUUCAUCAUCAAAUGAACUAAAAACCCUGAAAAUUAAAUCAAUGAGAGAAUUACCAUCCCAAACACUUGAAGACGUUAUUGAAGAGUAUAAUAGACCAACAAAGUAUAGACUAAAACCUGAAAUGGGACCUGAAAAUAAUUUAAAAUUAAUUAUGACCACAGAUGUGGGAAUUUCUAAUGAGAAUAUCAGAUCAGCAGGAUCAAGUAAUAAGAUUGUUAAGAAAUACAAACUUGGGUGGUUGGUAUUUUUAUUUCAAAAUUUUUUAAGACCUAGUUCAUUUUCUUUAUUGGUGUCUUUAACAAUAGCAUUAGUUCCAUGGUUAAAGGCAUUGUUUGUUCAUACAGAACAAGUGUCUGUGGAUGUGAUUAAAGACGCGCCAGAUGAAUUACCACCAUUAAAUUUUGUGAUUGAUAUUUGUUCAUAUAUUGGACAAGUGACAGUUCCCUUUGGAGUAAUAUUGUUGGGAGCUAUAAUUGGAAGAUUUGAGAUUCAGAAGAUUAAAAAACGAUAUUUGAUCUGUUUAAUUUUUUUGGCUUUGUUGAAAUUAUGUAUAAUGCCAAUAAUUGGUAUAUUUUGGAGUAAUAAGAUGAGAAAGAUUGGAUGGAUAGACGAUGAUAUGAAUUAUUUUGUUGUAUUUAUUAUUUUUUGUUUGCCAUCGUUGAGCAGUCAAGUUUAUUUUACAGCGUCGUUUAGCCCGGUAGAUGGAGAUGAGAGGAUUCAGUUGGAUUGUGUGAGUAUGUUUUUCUUAAUACAGUAUGUGGUGUUGAUGAUUAGUUUGCCCAUUGCAGUGACAUAUGUUUUUAAGAGGGAGAUGGAGAUUUAA